This is a messenger RNA of Stylophora pistillata, 778 nucleotides long. RefSeq lists its product as uncharacterized. NCBI's taxonomy places the organism in Eukaryota, Metazoa, Cnidaria, Anthozoa, Scleractinia, Pocilloporidae. Gene Ontology annotation, molecular function: protein binding. The record is from RefSeq and is a predicted model, not a curated record. Gene Ontology annotation, biological process: signal transduction; regulation of apoptotic process.
CAGCCCUCAACAGUCAAGAAACAAAAAAGAACUGCGGACAUGGUGUUCAUCGAUUACAGAAGUAUCAUCUGGGAUCAACGUGCUCGGCUCACAAAAGAAAUGGAUCCGGUCAAGGUAGUGACUUAUUUGGUUAAUUGUAAAUCGAUAACGUCGUCAGAUAAAGAACUCAUUGAACGAAUCCAUCCACCAUCAAAAAGAACGAGUAAAUUGUUGAAAAUGAUAGCCGUGAAAGGACCAGAGGCGUAUGAAAAUUUUGUGAAAGCAUUGGAGGAAGAUGAGUGCUUUGGGGUCGCCUACUAUCUCGUGCGAAAUGAAAUGGAAGAAUGGAAGAAAGGAGUGACUUUUUUAAGUGAUGAUUUAGAAAAGGAGCAACAAGAGCAUAAAAAAACUCGGCAGAAACUUGAACGUAAUGAAAAUAAAUGUAAAGGUGGGGACGCGUACAUCAACAGCUAAGUGACAAUAUAACGUUUUACAUUUGAUCUGAUGUAACGUAAGUUGACACACCUUGCUCGGUACUCUCAAGCAAAGCUUACAGUGUAGGGGUAUCUUUACCUCCGUUAUUAUUCAUAUCUUUCUUCUCUAGUAAUCACAAGUCGAUUCAAGGCAAGACGUUUAUAAAAAAUUAAAGUGUCUCAGAGUUUGAAGUAUGCGAAGUUUGGAUCUUCUUUGCGAGUAAAAUUCACUGAAAUAUUCGCCACUGCAAACGGCCAACUUUAUGGAUAACGCUAAUGAGCCCGCCCAUUAUUUAUAAAAUGUCUAAUUCUAACACUGUGUGGCU